This is a messenger RNA of Plasmopara halstedii, 189 nucleotides long. RefSeq lists its product as uncharacterized. Lineage: Eukaryota; Oomycota; Peronosporomycetes; Peronosporales; Peronosporaceae. The transcript has 2 exons. The coding region runs from base 1 to 189 and encodes 62 amino acids. The record is from RefSeq and is a predicted model, not a curated record.
AUGACACACAAAAGUUGGGUUUUACGUGCCAACUGGAAACGCAAGCCUAUCGGAACAGUUGUUCAGACUUGGUCUGAUCGACAUGAAACUCAACAUAAUACAUACGAGGUUACAAGACCUCUCCUAUAUCCACUGCACGGAGGGUUGUCUUUUCUCAUUGGACCCGCUCCAAAGAGCAUUAUACUGUGA